AUGGCGGCCGCUGCAAUCAGGUUAAUCACCCUGGCAGGUGCCAGACGGGCCAUGCGCAGAUGGUUCCGUCGCGGCUCCCCACCUGGCGGCAGCUCGGACGACGAGGCCGAUGGCGCCGACGACGGAGCGGCAGUUCCUCCGUGCCCCCCCAACACUCCUGCUGAAACCUCGCUGGUCGAAGAGGAGAGCGACGAGGACUCUGGUCGUGACGACGAAGCCCCGGACAUCAGCGACUCGGACCCCAGCCUGGGCCACGACGACAGCUACGACCAGGACUUCUACAACGACGACUCCACCAUGAGCCUCAAUCUGUUUGUGCCCACGGUCAACGGCAUGCACCAGCUGACCUCUGCCGACGCCGCUGCGGCUGUGGCUGCGGCUACGGCUGCGGCUACGGGCGACCAAGAGCAGCACCAGGACGAUGAGAUGCAACAGCAGGAUGAGAGCGCGAACCUUGCCUCUACCUCUGCCACCACCGUUGCCUCUGCCUCUGCCCCUGGUGAUGGCAACGAUGUUCGUACCCUCACCGAGAAGCUCAGCAACGUCGACCUCGCUGGCUCUGGCGCUGGCUCUGGCUCUGGCACUGGCACUGCGGCCUCUGUCGACAACGUCACUGCCGCGGUCAAGCAGCAGCUUUCUGCUCCGGGCGACAUCAACGCCAACGUUGUCCGCUUGGAUGACCCCGCCGUGGUUGCUGAGCGUGCUGUGCACCUCAGGUUCAUCAACGAGGCCUUGGACAUGGCCAAACUCGCCCUUCGCACCAAUGAGACUCCUGUCGGAUGCGUCAUCGUCCACAAUGGCGAGAUCAUUGCUCGUGGCAUGAACGCGACCAACGUCACUCGCAAUGGCACCCGUCACGCUGAGUUCAUGGCCAUCUCUGCCCUGCUCUCUGUCGCCCGCAAGGACGGCCCCAAGACCACCUCUCUCAAGCCCACUGUGCCACCCAAGAGGCCCAUCAAGGGAGACAGCUCGUCCGAUAUCUCUUCCGUGGAGUGGCGUUCUCCCGAUGAGGGCAAUGAAGAUGGCAGCAAGAGCCACCUGUACCCCUAUGGUCAAAAGAUGAUCCCCAAGGAGCGUGUCAACGGUGCCAUCUUCCGUGAGUGCACUCUUUAUGUCACCGUCGAACCCUGCGUCAUGUGCGCUUCGCUCCUUCGCCAGGUUGGCAUCAAGAAGGUCUAUUUUGGUGCUGUCAACGACAAGUUUGGAGGCACCGGCGGAGUCUUUAGCAUCCAUGCCAACUCCAACCCCAUCCGCGAGGAUGGCCAAACGGCCAGCGCUCAUCCUCAGCCCGUCCCCGUCCAGCAUCCUGAUGGAGGAGGCAGCCUUGGUGUCUCGUACCCCCCCGGUGGCGGCGAUGGUGGCAACAUUGAGCCAGGCUACGAGAUUGAGGGAGGCUGGGGCCGUGACGAGGCCGUGGCUCUUCUCCGUCGCUUUUACGUUCAGGAAAACGGCAGAGCUCCUGUUCCACGCAAGAAGGAAGGCCGAGCCGCACGCUUGGCUGCCAUGAUGGAGCAGGAUGGACUCUCGCUGCCCGGCCCGGAUGGCGCUGGCAAACCUGCUGUGGCGUCCGCUGUUGCUGAUGACAAGAAGGAGAAUGUUGAGCCGCCAAAGGCUCAAGAAUCUCUCAAAGGCAAGGAAGUCAUGACCGAAGCGGCUGCCGAAGAGGUGUCCAACGAGGCUACCGAAGCGGCCACCGACUAG
Trichoderma reesei QM6a is the source of this 1701-nucleotide messenger RNA. RefSeq lists its product as hypothetical. Gene Ontology annotation, biological process: tRNA wobble adenosine to inosine editing. Gene Ontology annotation, molecular function: tRNA-specific adenosine-34 deaminase activity. Gene Ontology annotation, cellular component: cytoplasm; nucleus. The record is from RefSeq and is a predicted model, not a curated record. Bases 1 to 1701 code for a protein of 566 amino acids. The transcript has 3 exons. NCBI's taxonomy places the organism in Eukaryota, Fungi, Ascomycota, Sordariomycetes, Hypocreales, Hypocreaceae.